Ipomoea nil (Japanese morning glory) is the source of this 796-nucleotide messenger RNA. RefSeq lists its product as uncharacterized. Bases 199 to 612 code for a protein of 137 amino acids. NCBI's taxonomy places the organism in Eukaryota, Viridiplantae, Streptophyta, Magnoliopsida, Solanales, Convolvulaceae. The transcript has 10 exons. The record is from RefSeq and is a predicted model, not a curated record.
GCCUUUAAUGUAAUGGAACUUGAUUUCAGGGUGUUUGCAUUGGUUUAAGUGAAGUGAUGUCAAGUGCUGGGAAGAGCCAGUUGCUGAGUUUCAUGCACAAGCUUAUCCCUACCAUUCGGACAGCACUUUGUGAUCGCAUGACCUGAGGUUCGUGAAUCGGCAGGGUUGGCAUUCAGCACUCUCUACAAGACUGCUGGAAUGCAAGAAAUUGAUGAGAUUGUUCCGACACUUCUGCAUGCUCUUGAUGACAAUCAAAUCUCUGAUACUGCUCUGGAUGGAUGGUUUGAAACAGAUUUUAAGUGUCAGGACCAGUGCUGUGCUGCCUCAUAUCCUUCCCCAAGCUUGUGUCCACAUUCCUCUUUCUGCCUCAAUGCACAUGCUUUGGAAGCUUUAGCAGAGGUUGCUGGACCUGCUUUACUCACUGCAAUGGGCUAUACUGAUAUGGAGAUUGAAAGUCUCGCCAAGAAAGCAGCAGAAACUGUUGUGAGGAAGGUAUCGAGUCUUUACUGUCGGAGCUUCUCAAAGGAGUUGGAGAUAUUCAGGCUUCAAUCAGACAAAGUUCUGCUUGUUUUGACUAUGAGACUAUUAAAUGGAUUGCAACCAACAAAAUAAGCUAUACGUAGACAUUACGUUGCCUAUUUAUGGUCGUUCAUUCGUAUAAUAGGGGACAGAUUCCCAUGGCAAGUUAAAAGUUCAAUUCUCUCAACUUUGAGCAUCAUAAUAUGGAAGGGUGGGUUGGCCCUAAUGCCUUUUCUUCCCCAGCUUCAAACAACAUUUGUUAAGUGUUUGCAGGAUA